UGCAAUUGUUUAACGAUACUGUUUAGCUAUUUUACAUUAACAUGCCUGUGUGUGUAUUAUGGGCGUAGUCACUGCAGUAGAAAAGGCAGUUUGAAGUGUUUAAACUCAUUAAGACGCCCAGAGUAAUGUUGUAAUUUUAGGGGCGUGUCGUCACAGGACUUUGACUGUGAAGAUGUCAAUCAUUGUCAUUAGUAGAUAGUCAGGGGUUAGCUGGGUGCGUCAAACAGCGGCAAUAAGCGGCGGGAUUCUCGGUAUCUCUAGUCAACUCGAUGGAAUUCCAUAAAGUUAACUCUUUCGAAACUUUUAGAGAGGUGUGGAGCCAUUACGGCUACGGAGAAAAUUUGGUGGACCUGCGUCAGCGAGAGUUCGCUCGAAUUAAAGACACCGUGUAUCUGGAUCAUGCAGCAACUACUCUGUACCCACAAUCUCUGGUCACCGAUUACUGCCAGGAUAUGUCAAGGAACCUGUAUGGGAAUCCUCACAGCCACAACCCCAGCAGCAGGUUAACACACGACACCGUGGAGAGGGUCAGGUACAGGAUAUUGCAGCAUUUCAACACCACCCCCGAGGACUACUCUGUGAUUUUCACUUCAGGCUGUACAGCCGCUCUCAAAUUAGCAGCAGAGGGCUUCCCCUGGAGGCCGCAGACGGAGAGUGAGGCAGGCAGUCACUUCUGCUACCUUACUGACAACCAUACAUCUGUUGUUGGCAUAAGAGGACUAACAUCUGACUGGGGAGUAGUUAUCCUUCCGGUCUACCCCCAGGAAGUGGAAAAUAGGGCAAAAGAUAAGACUCGAGGUGAAAAUGCGGUUUGUCAAACGCCACAUCUCUUCUGCUACCCAGCGCAGAGCAACUUCUCAGGGAGGAAGUAUCCCCUUAGCUAUGUAAAAGGCAUCAAGGCACGGCAUCUUUACCCAGCGUGUGACCAUCAAGGCCAAUGGUUUGUGCUGCUAGAUGCAGCCUCGCUUGUCAGCUGUUCCCCACUAAACCUCCAAGACUGCCCUGCUGAUUUUCUUCCCAUCUCCUUCUACAAGAUAUUUGGCUUUCCCACAGGUCUGGGGGCCCUUCUUGUCCGCAACCAUGCAGCAGACAUGCUAAAAAAGACUUACUUUGGGGGAGGCACGGCAGCGGCUUACCUUUCUGGGGAAGAUUUUUACGUGCAGGCUGCAAAUGUUUUUGACAGAUUUGAAGAUGGCACUGUCUCAUUCUUGGACAUUGUUGCUCUCAACCAUAGCUUUGAAACUCUCUACAGGAUCACCGGGUGCAUGCGAAACAUAGAGCAGCACACCUUUGGCUUGGCACGCUACACUUACAUGCUUCUGUCAAGUCUUUGCCAUGGCAACAGGCGACCAGUGGCCCAGAUGUACACACAAGGCCAGUUUGAGAGUCCGAGCACACAGGGCGCAAUCCUAAACUUCAACCUCAUGGACUCUCAUGGAAAAAUAAUUGGGUAUUCUCAGGUGGAUAGAAUGGCAAGUUUGUACAACAUCCAUGUGCGUACUGGUUGCUUCUGCAACACCGGAGCUUGUCAGAGCUUCCUGGGGAUUGCAAAUCAACAGAUGCGGAGAAACCUACAGGCCGGCCACGUCUGCGGAGACACCAUUGACUUGGUGGAUGGGCAGCCAACCGGAUCUGUUCGCGUGUCCUUUGGCUACAUGUCAACAUUUGAGGACUGUCAAAAGUUCCUGAGCUUUGUUGCUGAGUGCUUUGUGGAGAAACCAGUGACAGUGGACCAGGCAAGACUAGAGAGGCUUAUAGCAGCUGGAGCAUCAAAUGAGGAGACUACAGUCAAUAUCACUGAAGUAACACACAAAGCCCAAGAAAAGAAGCAAAUUACAGAAUCCUCACAAAGUGGAUUUGAAUCUAUACUUCCAGACAGCCAAGAAGGAGCUUAUACAUUGACAAACAUUUACAUAUAUCCCAUCAAAUCGUGUGGCGCGUUUGAGGUCCACAACUGGCCAGUAGGAAGUCUGGGAUUACUAUAUGACAGAGUCUGGAUGGUGGUAAAUGGAAACGGUGUGUACCUGAGUCAGAAAAGAGAACUACGUUUAUGCCUUAUUCGCCCACAAGUCCAUCUAUCUUCAAAGGAGUUGCUCUUGCAGGCAUCGGGGAUGGAUACCAUUUCAGUUCCACUGGAAAUCAGAACUGGAAUAGACGCAAGGUAUCCAGUCUGUCAGAGUAAAGUUUGUGGUGAUAGAGUGAAGACGGUGGACUGUGGUGAUGAAGCUGCAUCAUGGCUUUCAGAGUUUCUUGGACAGCCAUGCCGCCUGAUAAGACAAAGUCCUGAUUUCACUCGAGGCAUGAAAAAGACAUCUGAUGGAGCCAUCACCUCCCCGCUGCUCUCCCUGGUGAAUGAGGCUCAGUAUCUCAUGAUCAAUCGUGCCAGUGUGGAGCUCAUUCACAAAGUAAUGAGCAGCAGGCGAGACAAUUCCGAGCUUGACUUUGAAAACAUCAUCAGUCGCUUCCGAGCCAAUUUUGUCAUUGCAGGGGUUGAACCAUUUGAAGAGGACGGUUGGUCACACUUGAUUAUUGGCAACAUUCGGUUCAUGGUGAGCUGACACUUUGAGAUAACGUGGUGAAGUUUUUUCAUGUGUCAGAAGCGGAUUCUUGUGUUGCAUGUGCUGUAAUGUGCGUCUUGUUUGGGGAAUUAAAAGGUCAAAGGUCCAUGUUUACGUUGCCAAAUGGUUGGAAUCGACCAGGACACAGGGAGCAAAACAAAAGAGCCUCUUAUGUCUCUCUCAAUUCAUCGCAGGGGAAAGGUGACAUUUGGCGUGUACUUGACUCAUCAUCUGCCAGAAGGGUCCACUACAGC
This is a messenger RNA of Doryrhamphus excisus (bluestripe pipefish), 2812 nucleotides long. NCBI's taxonomy places the organism in Eukaryota, Metazoa, Chordata, Actinopteri, Syngnathiformes, Syngnathidae. The record is from RefSeq and is a predicted model, not a curated record.